AUGCAACCUCAAGGGGAAGUCACUAAUGCUGAAUUUCGUGAGGCUAUUCGAAUGCUAAGCAAAGCGGUGACUAUACAAGUCAGGAAACAACGGGGAGAUGGACAAGAUAUGGCUCACACUUUGAGAAUUUGGGAUUUCUUGAGGAUGAAGACCACAAGUUUCACUAGUUUGACUACUACUGAGGAUCCGGAGAACUUUGUGGAAGAGUUGAAGAAGGAACUGAAGGAAGCAAAGGUACAGGAGUUCCUUACUCUGACACAAGACUCAUUGUCAGUUUAUGAAUAUGCUUUAAAGUUCACCCAACUGUCUCACUAUGCUCCUGAGAUUGUUAAGAAUAUGAGAAACAAAAUGAGCUUGUUUGUUGGUGUCUUAGGCCGUGCAUCAAGCAAAGAAGGCUCCGCAGUUUGUUACAAGUGCGGUCUGACCGGGAAUUUAAUGAGAGAGUGGCCAAAAAGCAAUCAAGCUGGUGGUAAUGGGUGCAAUAGAGAUCAGUCUUCAUCAGCUGCUCCAUCAAACAUGGUCGCACCUAAGGGAGUUAAUUUUGGUGAUGACGGAGGAACAAAGCAUUUGUAUGCUCUCAAUAAUUUCAAAGAAUAA
This is a messenger RNA of Solanum lycopersicum (tomato), 597 nucleotides long. RefSeq lists its product as uncharacterized. Lineage: Eukaryota; Viridiplantae; Streptophyta; Magnoliopsida; Solanales; Solanaceae. The record is from RefSeq and is a predicted model, not a curated record.